CCAGGAAAGGUUUUUAUAUUCAGUAAAUAAUCCAUUGCCAAUUGGAAUAACAAAUUUCUGUUUUUCUGCUGCCAGUGUUAGACAAGAUUCUCAUGCAAUUUGCAAGUCAAAUUUACACUGAUGAUUAAAAUUGAUUUUCCAAUAAACAUUGUGUUUUCUUGAAGUACCAGGAUGCAGAAUGAUUUUGUUACUUGAUAGAAUAAUAGAGAUUUUCAAAUUAUAUUGAAUGUUAAAAGGUUACAAAUGUAAUUGAAUUUCUGUCAAAUCAAGGAAUGAUGGAAUAGUUAUUGGAGCAUGUACGUUAGUUACAAUAUUAUCAACUGUACUCGGAGGACAAAUCUAAAUGAAUAUUUGAUUUCCUGCUCAAACAUGAUAGAUUAGAACUUUUACUAUUCAUUCCUGGAUAAUAAACAUACUUGUGUUUUCGUAUACAUUGGUAAAAAAAAAUUAUGUAUAAGAUAGAUUUAUUCAAACUUUGAAUAUUCCUCUGGUGGAUUUGACUGAUUUUGUUUGUUCAAAAUGGCGCUAAAUUUGGAAAGAUUGAGUGGAGUUGACAGGUCUUCAAGAAAAGAGCAGAGAAGAUGUUUACGAGGUUUACAUGACGAUUGUUACGAAGAAUACAACUUUUAUGGCUCUAUACAUCGUAGCAGACGUAAACAUGGACUCAACUAUCGUAUAAGUCAAGGACAUAAACAGUGGAUAACAUACAUCAUGGGUACCGGUGUCCCACUUCUCAAUGAAUAUAAACUUGAGUUUUUCACCAAACGUUUACCGCAGACAAUCCUUGGUGGUCUCAAACUUCGGAUCGGCUAUGAAGCUCCGGUCUAUGUGUACAUCAACCAGGUUGUGUUGUUUGUGGUACCAUUCCUGCUGGCUGGUAUAUUCACCCUGCUGGUACAGCUAGAUACCAUCAAGGACUAUAUUGCAGUGUACACGUUUGGGUCACUGAUGACAGCCUAUGUUUUACUGGUGCAACUUAUAUCUCAUAUUAUACAGGCAUCACAAUCAGCUGAUCUACCUAUGAUGAGGAAAAAGAAAAAUUUGUUAUCAGAAGAAGAUGAGGUGGAUUUUAUAUCUUGUUGUGAUGCCGAGACACUCAAGUUUGUUAUACCACCAAAGAAAUAUAAACUUAAUGUACUGAUUCAUGCCCUUGUAGCAGGACCUCUUUGUGGACUGGGCUUGCUGUACCUGCUACCUACAACUUUAAAUAACCUAUAUGACAAUAAUACAGGUGCGACAGUGGUGUUAUUUAUACUAGGUUGGUUGGCUGUUCUAGUAGCUCAGUAUCCAUUGACAACAGCAGCGCCCCCUGAGACUGCUACAUAUAGAACUACUGAUAUAUUUGAAAUAUCUGCACUAAUGAGAAGUUUCUAUGUCCUAGUAUUUAUUACAUUUGAUCUCUUUCAUAGAUAUUAUUCUGACUCAUUUCUUUUGACAAAUCAAGUGCUACAUGUGAUAUUUGUGUUUUUGCCGGUAUUUUGGACAUUUGGUGUUCUAGCACCUAUAGAUUCAUUCUUCCUGUAUGCCCUGGAGCAGGUGCAUGUGUUCUUAUUUGGUGGUUCGUUCAUGGCGUCUGAUGUCAGACUACUUGUUAUGGUAACUUUAUCAACAUGUGUUUUCCUUGGAGCAUAUUUUUUCCAAGUGUCUUUGGGAACCAUCAUAUUAUGUUCAAUGGCUGGUUACCUGCUCAGUACAGAUCUUGGUGGGCUUGGUUCCCAGCUUCUUGGAUUAAUCACGAGAAACCGUGUAUCAGCCAGUAAAACUGAUGUACAGGAAGUAGACAAAGAGCAUUCUGGGAAGAGGUUUCUAUGGAAAUGGGGGAUAUUAGAAGUUGUGUAUCAUGUAAUAAUGCUUGCAGCUGUUGGCGUAGUAGCAGGUCUACUAAACAAGAACAGUGGAGAUUUUAGUGGUGAUAGUUGGAAGAUUGUAGGUUAUAGUAUUGUAGGAGUAUGUGUACUGGAGAAAAUAGUGCGAGAUUUACAGGGGGUAUUUAUUGUAUUUGGUUUGUGGAGAAAUAUGCUCUUCCCUAAAACUGUCAACUCCAGACGACUGUUUGAUGGAAGGAAGCUCUGGCUAACACCUCUUGGAAUAAUGCGUAGAGGCUUAGUUAAUUGGGUUGGUCCAUUUUUGAUGUUAUCGUAUUUAUCUAUUAUGGUGACUAGUACCAGCCCAACAUCUGUGUCAUUAAGAGAUCAUUUAGAUGUAGCAACAGGUGUCUGGUAUAUCUUUGGAACUGUCCGAGCAUUUAGAUGGAUUUGGCAGAGUACUGUACAUGCCCUGUUAGAGUUGUCAGUGGUUCAUAUCAUAUUGGUUACCAUGGAUACAAAUACAACAGUUAUAAAGUGGGGAGUUCCUAUACUAGCUAUGUUGACAAGUCUCUGUAGAGAUCGCUUGUACCAACUAUCUAACAAACUGUAUUUCUAUAUAACAUUACUGAUAAGUUCAUGGACGGACAAGAAACAACGUCGUGGAUCUUCUGUACCAAUCAUCGUAGUGUCUGUUUUAUUGUUCCCACUUAUUUUUGGAGUAAUUGCAAUAGCAUCUGCCCUGUCAGUGCCUCUUCUACCUCUAUUCACUCUGCCACUAGUAUUAUUCUCGUUUCCUCGGCACCUAAGAUCCUGGCCGGAGGAUGUCGGUGGGUCGGCCAAUAGUUGUCCAGAUACAAACUUUUACAGACAGUUAGCACCAGAACUUUCCAAGGCAUUUGCAUCUGGGUUUGCAAGUGGAAGUAUUGGGGAAGCAUCACCAGGUAAUCAUUACCUAGUAAGGUUUCAGGACAGACUUAUCUGGGUAAUGAUUCUAGAAAGGGGCUCGUCUUACUGUACCAUCAAUAUAAAAGGACUUGAAUUACAGGAGACGUCGUGUCAUACUGUAGAAGCUGCUAGGAUAGAUGAUAUCUUUGAAAGUGCUUUUGAAGUACCAGAAUCAUUAUGUUGUAUUGGACGUCCGAAUGAAUUCCCAUUACACUGUCUGACCCCGCUAGAUGCUUACAGUUUACAAGCUUAUUCUGACGCACGUAAUGUGUUAACGGGAAUUAUAGAUUCAAAGGGCAGCACUGACGAGACUAUGAAAGCUUUCCUUAAAAGUUUAGUGUGGGUUUUAUUGAAAUAUGUGAAUAAAAUAAAAAUGAAAACGACAAAGGAUAAAAAAGGUGAAAAGUUUGAUAAAGAAUUGUCAUUUAUUGCUCAAAAUGAGAAGCAUGAAUUGAAAGAAAUUAAUGCAAAUAGCUCUAAUAUUAAACCAGUUCAGCAAAGAAACACUGCAUUACAACCAUUAGUUCCAGACUUUACACGCGACACGCGGUCUCCAACUCCACCACCUGUUGUAAAUAAAAAACAAAACAAGAUGGCGUCAUCGUGGGGUUCCUUAGACAGUUUCACUGACAGUAUAUUCUCUGACGAUGGUUUAACUUCUAAAAAGAAGCCGAGUAAACCACCUGCAGCAUUAAAACCAAUACCAGCGAGAAAUAAAAGUCCCGAAAUAGAAGAUUUAUUUGAUGAGUUAGACAUAGGUUUGCCAGCUUAUGAUGUCACUAAACCUAAACCCACACCUCAAAAAUUUAGUGGGGCUAAAUCAUUUGGCAAUGCUAUAUAUAAACCACAAACUAAUUUAGCAGGAUCUCCUGACUUUAAAAGUCCAUAUUCAUCCCAACUUAGUUUACCUAAAGACUGGAGGGAGUUGCCGUUAGACAAUUCACAAGUGUCAAGGUUGAUGAACAAAUUUCCUGCAGACUGGUACAAAUUUGUUCUGAAGACAUUAGACUGGUCGUGUGAAGAUCAGAGUAAAGAGAAAGUGCUACAGGAUGUUACUGGGGAUGAUUCACUCAGAAACUGUUAUGCUCAACUUACUAUGGCCUGUUACUCUAUAUUUGAAGGUCAAGGUUACAGUGGACCAAGUUUUUUGUACAAGUGCUAUAUGGGUGAGGUGUCUAUCAACGCUAUGUGGGACUGGUUAGGGGAACAUACAGUUUUACAGAAUCUUGUGAAGAAGGCAUUCAGGUAUGGGUUCAAGUUGAUGAUGGAUCAGAUGUUGCUAGGGGAGAUGAACUCUGACCUGGAGUGGCAGGAGGCCCUGGAAGAGUAUGAUAAUGAAUGGUAUAUAGGUCUGGAGAAAGACCCAGAGUGGACGUCAGCUGUGCUAGCUUCCACCCCAAAUCUCUUCUCUAUGGGGCAUAAUAACACACAGAAUACCUACAACAGUAGAACUUUGACACUGCAAUCACUAGAUGUGAGUAUUGGACGUUUGAAUCCCGAGGUUGUACGAGGGCAGUGGGCAAACCUUGCACUAGAACUUCUAUAUAUGACCAACGAUGAUGAGGAACGUUAUAGUAUACAGGCACACCCUGUUAUACUGAGAAACUUAACUGUCCAGGCUGCAGAUCCACCACUUGGCUAUCCAAUAUAUUCUUCCAAACCAAUAUCUGUUCCUUUAAUAUGAUCUCCCUGAUGUUGAAAUACUUGCCCUGCAGUUCUGUGAGUUUAACUUCCUCUUGAGAUGUGAAAUUCAUUCUUGUUUGGAAGCUAUCCCUAUAACAAGGAAGGUCAGUUGUUCCAUGCUGGUACCAACUUUGUGAUAUAUGACUUGGAGGAAUGUGUAGGGAUUUCUUCCACCAGUCUCUCUGACAUAAGGCUCAGACAAGUAUCUAUGGACUUCUAGCAGUCUGUCUCUGAUAUAUGGCUGGAACAAGUAUCUGAGAACUUCAUCUUCUAGCUUGUGGCCAUAUCAUUUUACCAGCAUCAGUAGAACUUUUAAACCUGACAAUAACAGGAGUAAUGUAUAACAUCCAGUGAUACAAGACAUUUCAAGGACAAGACCAAUGUUUGAUACAGAAAAACAUUAAUUUGUUUAAAAAGAACUGGACAGUCCUAUGAUUCUAGCAUCUAUUUUUCUAUUAUAAACAAUUUGUUAAAGUUUACAGAAUAUACAUAUAGUUUAAAUCAACAAUUAUUAUAUAUUCCAAUCCAGAUGUUUAAAUUCUAGUUUGUGGAUCAGUGUUGCCGUAGUUACAGUUAACAAAAUUUAUAGAAAAGCUUGCUUUAUUGCUUAUAUGUAUCAGGCUUUAAGACUAAAAUUUCUAUUUGAUAUAAUAAUUAGUAAAAGGAAUAUUCUAUGUGAUUUUCAACAACCUUUAAAUUUUU
This is a messenger RNA of Ruditapes philippinarum (Manila clam), 5138 nucleotides long. Its product is annotated as pecanex-like protein 4. The transcript is spliced from 14 exons. NCBI's taxonomy places the organism in Eukaryota, Metazoa, Mollusca, Bivalvia, Venerida, Veneridae. The coding region runs from base 520 to 4437 and encodes 1305 amino acids. The record is from RefSeq and is a predicted model, not a curated record. Gene Ontology annotation, cellular component: membrane.